AUGAAGAUGUGGACACUCACCCUCGUCCUCCUCACGCUGGGCGGGUGCUGCUGUGCAGACCUGGUUUCGGUGGUUUCAGCCGGAGGUAAAGUUCGGGUGAAGAGGACGUGGAUUAUCGACUCGUUCAGUUUUGAGGAGGAAAACCCCGGGCCGUUCCCGUACGUCCUCGGGAAGAUCGAGGUGGACAGGAAAUACUUGGUAUGGUUCCAGUUGGAAGGCAGCGGCGUUGAUGAGGAUCCCGAAGGUGUCCUGAGCAUCGACAAAAGUAACGGCAAUGUGUUGGUUCAUAAAAAGAUCGACUACGAGAUAUUCCAUUAUCUCAAGCUGACUUUCGUAGCAAUGAACGUCUCCAAUGAUCAGGUUGACACUCGACUCGGAGUUGAGAUUAAGAUCCUGGACAUUAACGAUAACGCCCCCGAGUUCAACCCCCUGAAUUAUGAAACCACGGUGGACGAGUCCGCGCCUCAAGAUCAGCCAAUAACGACGGUGGUGGCGAAGGAUAAAGACGACCCGUCGACGUUAAACGGCACCUUCAACUUCAGACUGCUGUCGGUCACACCUCAGACGGACAACGUGGAGUUUUACAUGAAGCAGAUCCAUGAAACGGCGUCUGUCAAGUUCAAAGGCUGUCUGGAUUACCAGAAAGCUCAGAAAUACACCCUCCUGAUUGAAGCGAAGGAUAAUGGAGACAAAGUUCAGCUGUCCAGUACGAGCACCGUGGUUCUAAACGUCGUCGACAAAAACAACCACGUCCCCGUAAUCACUGGCCAUACUGGUUCUGGGAAGAUUAAAGAACAAACUACAGGAGUGGAGGUUCUGAGGUUACAAGUUUCUGACGAGGACAGUCGAGGGUCACCGGCCUGGAGAGCUGAAUACAGCCUGCAUGGAGACAAUGACCACUACUUCCAAAUCACCACCGACCCCCAAACCAACGAAGGCGUCCUCACUGUUAUUAAGGUGAUGGAUUUUGAGGAACAAGCUAUCACAAACGUCUCUAUCGCCGUGAAGAACGAGCUGCCCUAUUUCUCCUGUAAGAUCAAAGAUCGUCCUGCUCAGGGUUCCUGGACUGUGGAGACCAGUAACGAUGCGUCGGUUACCCCCAAACUCUACCCGGUCGCCAUCACCGUCGAGGACGUGAACGACCCUCCAGUGUUCAUUCCACCGGUUAAAGAAAUCAUGAUCAUGGAAAACCUGAAAGUAGGAACCGCCCUGGAUACGCUGAAGGCCGAGGACCCGGAUAAGACGUUCGCCAGCUCCUUUCAUUUUGUUAAAGGAGAAGACGAGAACGGCUGGGUGACUGUAGAUCCCAAAACCGGUCAGGUGUCCGUGGCCAAAGUGAUGGACAGAGAAUCGCCCCUGGUGAAGAACAGCACCUACAGGGUCCCCGUCUACGUGGUGGAUAAUGGUGAGCCUCCCAUGACGGGAACAGGGACCCUGAUCAUCCACCUGGGGGAUCAGAACGAUAACGUGCCGGUGCUGACGAUGAACGCGGUGGAAAUGUGUCUAUCGGACGAGGAAUCCCGGGCCAACAUCAGCGCGGUGGAUCUGGACCUUCCACCGUACAGCAACCCCUUCCACUACGAGCUGCUGGGGGACGUCAGGGGCAAGUGGAAGAUCCACCCCACCUUCGGGACGACGGUGCAGCUGAUCAAACAGAGUAACGUUCACUCGGGUCAUUACCAGUUUCAGGUGAAGGUUACCGACAGUCAGGGCUCCGGCAUGGUGCAGAACUUUUCGGUGAUGGUGUGUGAUUGUUCCAGCACCUCCAGCUGCCACGCCCGCUCGGCUGCCUCCGUCCAGUCGGGUCCGAGCGUCUUCCUGAUCGGUUUCCUCGUCCCCCUGAUCCUGCUGGCGGUGCUCGUGAUGGCUCUCUUCUCCUGCAAACGGGGGAAACCCAUGAUCCCCACCUACGACAGUCCUGACAUGUGUAUCCUCAAAUCCAACCUCGAGUCACCUGGCACCGACUGCAUGACGCUGCCCAAAUUCGAACCAGAACCAACCAAAACCGAACCAGUAAUCACUCAGACCACCGCCAAGACGGCCACCAACUACGGAGCCCACAAGAGCUUUUCCCGCCAGGGGUCCAUGCGGCAAAACCUCGCUGUUCCGGUCUACACCGAGCAGACAGACAGGAGAUCCGUCCGGCGGAGUUCGUCCACGCGCUCGUACCGGCAGGUCAGAAACUUCGACAUGGUGGACACGAGGAACACAAAGAAUUCAGCUUAUUAUUAUCAGGAUGAAUUAAAUCUUACGACGACUGUGGUACAGCAGCUCAAAAAGAGGCUCCUCCAGAUCCAGGAUCAGGAGCUCUACGAUUACGAUCCGCACUGCUACGCCUACGAAGGAGAAGCUGAGAACCACCAGGACCUGGAUAACAUCUCGUUCUCCGAGUCGGACCUCACGCCGGACGACCUGGACGACCUGGACUUCCGUUUUAAUAAACUGGCGGCCGUGUGCAGGCCUGAUCUAAUCUAGUAAAGUUCUUCAUC
Messenger RNA from Trichomycterus rosablanca, 2489 nucleotides. Its product is annotated as cadherin-like protein 26. The transcript is spliced from 17 exons. Gene Ontology annotation, molecular function: calcium ion binding; cadherin binding. The coding region runs from base 1 to 2475 and encodes 824 amino acids. The record is from RefSeq and is a predicted model, not a curated record. Gene Ontology annotation, cellular component: adherens junction; plasma membrane; catenin complex. Lineage: Eukaryota; Metazoa; Chordata; Actinopteri; Siluriformes; Trichomycteridae. Gene Ontology annotation, biological process: multicellular organism development; adherens junction organization; homophilic cell-cell adhesion.